AUGGAAAGGGAAAGUGGUUAUCAUGGAACUGAGGGUGAAGCCACUUAUGUUCCUGUUGAGGCUGAAGUAGAACAACCUAUGCAGGGUGGUAUGAGAAGAGAACAGGAGUGCUUAACUGGUAUGCAGAAAAUGGAAAAGGCUAUAAUAGACUUGGCAGAACAAAACAAACUAUUUAUGGCGAGUCAAAUGAUGAUACAAGAAAGGCUGGAAAGACAACAGAAAUGGAAGAAAGGCUCUGAGUAUGAGAGGUUUAUCAAGUUAACACCCCCAGAAUUUUCAGGUACUACCAAACCAGAAGAAGCAGAGGGGUGGGUAAGAAGAAUGGAAUCGAUAUUUGCAGUGAUGGGUGCAGCAGAAGACCAGAAGGUAAACUUAGCUACAUUUAUGUUCAAAAAUGAAGCUAGUUAUUGGUGGGACACGACAAAACAUUUGUUGCUCACUCCAGGAGAGAAAGAGGUGAUAUUCUGGAAUCCAUUUGUUAAAGCUUUUUAUGAGAAAUAUUUCCCCCCAAUUUACAGAAAAGAGAAGGAACGGGAGUUUAUUCUCCUAAAACAAGAUAGAAUGUCUGUGGUUGACUAUGAAGUUAAGUUUACAGCUUUAUCGAGGUUCGCACCCAAGUUUGUACAGAAUGAAGAAGAUAAAUGUACAAAAUUCCAGGAUGGUUUAGAGGCGGCUAUUAAGUCUAGAGUUUCAGUGUUUGAGGAAACAGAUUACAACAGACUUGUGAAUAAAGCCAUGAUUGCCGAAAGGGAUGUGAAAGAAUUGCAAGAAAGAAGGGAACAAUACAAAAGAAAUAGAUCUGAGCCGUCACAGUCAAGAGGAGGUGAAGGAAUUGCAAGUCAGAAAAGUCAAAGGUCGCGGUAUGGAAGGGGAAGGGGUGGUGAAUCUCAAGGCCAGACAUCAAGUAUUGGAAGAGGUCAAGGGUUUUCCGAACAACAAUCUGUUCAACAAGGUAGUUUUGGAGGACGUGGUACUGGCAGGGGGUGUUUUCAGUGCGGAAAGGAAGGUCACCAGAAGAAGGAUUGUCCUAUCUUGAAAGCAGAAGAGUGCUAUCAUUGCCAUCAACCGGGUCAUCGGAGGAGAGAUUGUCCUAUGUUGACAGGAAUGACCUCAGUGGGCAGUGUUGCUGGUUCUGGUAGAGGUUUUGCACAGGGGAACUCGUCAAGAGGAGGUAAGGGUGUUACAAGUGGUUCGCAAGCCCAGGGAAGAGUGUUUGCUAUGACACUUCAGGAUGCUCAAGCAACACCAGAAGUGGUGACAGGUACACUUUCUAUUUUGGAUAGAAAUGUUACUGUGCUUAUUGAUCCUGGCUCAACCCAUUCAUUUGUUGCAUCAUCUAUUGCUAUGCAUUUGGGUAGACCAUUUUCAUCAUUAGAUAGUAAAUUAUUUUGA
This is a messenger RNA of Cornus florida, 1392 nucleotides long. RefSeq lists its product as uncharacterized. The record is from RefSeq and is a predicted model, not a curated record. The transcript is spliced from 2 exons. Gene Ontology annotation, molecular function: zinc ion binding; nucleic acid binding. Lineage: Eukaryota; Viridiplantae; Streptophyta; Magnoliopsida; Cornales; Cornaceae. The coding region runs from base 1 to 1392 and encodes 463 amino acids.